This is a messenger RNA of Aplysia californica (California sea hare), 3981 nucleotides long. Its product is annotated as kxDL motif-containing protein 1. The transcript is spliced from 5 exons. Gene Ontology annotation, cellular component: BORC complex. Gene Ontology annotation, biological process: lysosome localization. The record is from RefSeq and is a predicted model, not a curated record. The coding region runs from base 190 to 759 and encodes 189 amino acids. Lineage: Eukaryota; Metazoa; Mollusca; Gastropoda; Aplysiida; Aplysiidae.
UCUAGUCUAGUACUAGUCUAGUCUAGAUCUACUAAUCUAUCUAGUCUAGAUCUACUAGAAUCUAGACCAGUUGACAACCCAGCAGCUUCUGAGAUUCGGAUUCUGUCUUGAUCAAACAGCGGUUGAUUUUUGUAGUUGUAGCUUCAUCAACUUCAUUUUCAUUGUGAAAGUCACAAGAUAGGGUGAGGGAUGGCUGAUUCAGAGGAAAAGACUCCAGGAUAUGAUGACGAAGGUGUACCGCCUGUGGCAGACCACCGCAGUGAUGCUGCUGUGUUUGCCCAUUCUCUGAUGGAGCAAGUCAGCUCUGAGGACAUCCAUGCCAUGGUUUAUGUACAGAGAGACAUGUUGUCACGAUUUGAGAAAACUAAUGAAAUGUUGAUCAACUUUAACUUGCUGUCUACGGCGCGGUAUGAUGUGACUGUGAAAGAGUUCCAAAAGCAUACACAACUUUUGUUUGAGAUGAAGAAAGAUUUAGAUGGUGUGUUCAAACGAAUAAGAAUGCUGAAGCAGAGGUUGGGUAAAAUAUAUCCAGAGGCAUUUGCAGCGUGCAGCAGCGUGUACGUCAUGUCAGAAGCAGGUAAUGAUGACGACGACAGUGAGGAGGAGCGAAUCGUACAGGUGUCGGGAGAAGCGGCUGACACACGAGAUAUUUCGACCUCGACCACAGAGCUGAAGACGGCGUCACCUCCCCUUGUGACUGUCACUGAACCGCACAAGGAACCAGAGACGGAACUGCUAGUGGACAUUAGUGACUCUUAAGACUUGAUGGCUUUUGAACGUCACCUGUUUCUUGUGAUAUUGAAAUGACUUGUGAGGGGAGGGGGGGGGGGGGGGGGGGGGGGGGGGGGUGAAGUAGAGUUUUGAAAUUAUUACAUCUAUUUUUUUACUCAGGUAUAGUGUUUUCCAAGUAUUGAUUUUUUCUUUCCUUUUGUUUGUUCUAAGAUGGUUACUGAAGAGAAGAAUGGAGGAGAUCGAAGUAAGAUAAGUAAUAUUGUUUAUGGGAGCUAGAUAUUAUUGAAUGACGUGGCCAGAACUUAAUUGUGUGGAACUAACUCCACACAGUAUUUUAUUCUCCUUUUUCAUGUCAACAUCUAAAGAAAGUUCCAUUUCAAACUUGUUAUUUACUUUCAAUGUUGUCCUCACUUGCUGUUAUAUAUAAAAGUCAGCAUUCUAGAGGAAGAUACAACAUUCUCUUUAUGACAAGAAAUUCUAUGUGCUAGCGCUUUAGCAAAUUAUGUACUUAUUAAAAAUUUAUGUGUGUAGAAAAGAGAAUAGUAGGGGCACAGUCAUGAACAGUAACUUUCAUUGCUCAUAUUGUUUAUCCCUCUUUUCAAGAAGUGCUAUGUGUACUUUGAGCUUAUUUUGGACUUUUGUACAGGUUAUCUUGGUCCCAAUCCUCUGUAUGGCAUUUUUGAUGCUUGGUUAGUUGAGGAGCUUUUAUGGCUCUAUGUCUUUUUGAUGCUGCCCUGUUUGGAGUUGGGCUUUGAAAGUUAGGUUUUUCUGCUUCUUCAAUUAGGUCACUUUAUUGAUAAUGGUGUUAACCCCUUUCUGUGACAAAAAAACCCUAAGAAAUAUUACUCUUAAUUGUCAGUAUACUGUCAGUUUUGAUGUAGUGUUUUAGUAGGUUUUAAUUGUUCAACAUCCCACUUAAGAGAAUUAAAUGUCUAUAUUAAUAUGUUAUGUUGAACUAACAUUUUCUGGGAGGGGAGGAGGGGGAUGGUCUUUGUGGCUGAAGAAACAAGUUGCAAAGGGGACCUUCAGGGAACAGAAACUGAGAUCCUGAAUCUAUCUUGCAAAAGGUAGAGUGGUGGUCAUGGGAUUGGUGUCAGAUUUUUCCCUUGUUUGUGAAAAUUUCUCUUUGUUCUGUUCUUUGUCAAUUCGAACAGUUCAAAAGCAACUAAAAUGCUCUAGUAAGCUUAACGUUAGUCAUAUUACUGUAAAUUCUCCUCUCAAAAGCAAAAACUGAAUGUAAAUCAACAUUUUAUUGGAUUUUCAUCCAAUGAGAGAUCAACCAAAAUCUACUGUUGUCUCAUCGGAUGAUUUUACAGGGUUUUUGACAAAUUUUUUUUGUGUAUGUUUAAGGAAAGUGCUUUGCCAAGAUACAUUAACAUAAAAUAAGUGCAAUAGUUUGGUGCUUGCUGAAGAAGUUGUGUGCUUGUGUGCUUCUAAGUUUAUGCUUGAGGUGCAGUGACAAAGAACUGUGUGAAUAUUAAAACUAUUUUUGUGUUUCUUAAGUUACCAGAAUACAUGGUACAUACUUUUGUUUGUGUGUGUGUGUGUGUGUGUGUGUGUGUGUGUGUGUGUGUUUGUGGGAUGUUUGUUUGUACUAGUGUGUAGUUCUAUUGAUUGCUUACUGUUAGAUUCUGCCAUACACCAUUUUUAACCCUUUGAGCCCUGACCUCCUGAGGCUACUGUGCCCCUCUGCCUGAGCUCCUGAGCAAUUCACACCUUCAUUCAUAUGAUUAUUGGAAUCACAUUCCCUAUCCCACUCGUGGUAGUCCUCGUCAGUACCAACAUCUAAUUCAGAAAAAUCUUCAAAAUUACCACUAGGGUCCUAUGUAGCGUACACUGUUUGCCAUGCGUGUUUUGCCUCGGGUGGACCAGUUUGAGAAUCGGGUUUCACUCAUCGCUGUACCGGUGGCUAGCCAUACGGGCAAAUUAACACGCCACCAGUGUACCUGGUGGCUAGGGCUCAAAGGCAUAAAAGUGACUUGACAGUCUUACACUGAGCGGUCAAUAUGUUCUUGAAGGAAAUAAACUGACAGACAAGCAAACAGAUAAUCAAUGGAGCGAAAAGAACUUAUGUGUGAUCAGAAUUUCCAAAUUCAGAGGAACCGGUGGCUUGUCAAAAGUUUUCUCUUUUGUGAAUGAGUGGUGAUUAGUGUGAUAUAACUUCAUGUGGAGAUGUGAUUGGUUUCCCAGAGCAUUAUUUAUUAAAGUCUUGAAGUCAUGAUGCUAUAAAUAGUGAUCUUUGGUGAAAAUUGGUGAAUCUAAAAUCCUUAUGUGAAAAAUGGGUAUGUAUUAUUUUGGACAUGCAUAAAAUGACAAUAGUCUGACAGAGGAAACGGAAUAUAGGGAUACAGUGGAAUCCUGUUACAACGAGGGGGAGGGGAUCGGAGCAAAAUGUCCGUUAUAGCAGGAUUCUCGCUAUAAGUAUAAGGGUUCCUGUAAUAUAUUCAAGGGAAACUGUAAAGUAGGCCGAAUCUAUGAGUUUGGUGUUCUGUCUAUUUCCUUUUGCUAUCUUUCCUGAUGAUGGUUUUGUUUCAACAUGACCUUUAGGUCUUACUUGAUCAAAAAUCGAAUCAGGUUUCUUUCUCUAGAGCUAGUUUUCCCCCACCCCACCACACCCUGUGGUGCAUUCCGUCAGCUUGCGCACGUCACUCAUUCGCUCCAACCAUCAAAUCACUGUGACCUCUCCAUCCCCGCAUCGGAGAAGUUUUUCUCGUUUUUUCCGGACUCGUUAUAAGUGGACUCCACUGUAUCUUGUAAGGUCUCAUAAAUUUAGAAAAGUGCUUGCAGAGGGUCUGUUACUUACAGGCUUUGUGCUUUCAUGUGUAAAUGCAUUUGCACUGUUCCUCUUCAGUGCACAAGAAGCUUUAUGUAUUGGACAAUACAAAAGAGUUGUAAUUGUAUCGGACAUGGCUCAGAAAAUGCUUAGGACUUGCCGUAAGAAAUGUUACUGAUUCCUUUUAUGAGUUGUAAGAAAAGCAGUAAUGAAAUUGAGAAAAACAAUCUGUCAAAAUUUGAGUUUUUUGCCAUCUUUGGAUAGGGUAGUAUUACACUCUAUAAUCCUGCUCAAUAAAUCGUAGAGAAGGUACAAAAAAUUGUGUUCUGUGAUUUUAUGACAUUUAAAUGUUUGACAAAGAGUUAGUAUGACAGCCAGAGGGAGUAACUGAAUAGUUUAAUGUUUUGACUACUUCAUGGUCAUUAUUUAUAUUCAUGUUGAUGUGCAAUUUGUGUUAGAGAAUAUAUAUAUGUAAU